CGCCGCCUCCUGCUCAGCACCAUGAAGCAGAUCUGCCUCUGUGCCGCUGCCUCCUUCGCGAGCCAGGACUGGACCAAGAAUGAUGAGAAGCUCCUGCAAGCUGUGGACUACAACGAUGCUGGGAGGGUGACAUCGCUGCUGGUCCGCAAGGGGCUGGUGGCCACCAAGCUGGACUCAGAGGGCAAAUCUGCGUUCCACCUGGCUGCCAUGCGGGGGAACGUGGACUGCCUGGAAGCUAUGCUGGCCCACGGCGUGGAUGCCAUGACCAAGGACAGCUCGGGUUACACUGCCCUGCACCUGGCAUCCAAGCAUGGCCACCCACAGUGUGUCAGCAAACUGCUGCAGGCCUCCUGCCCUGUGGACCUGGCUGACAGCAGUGGCAAAACAGCUCUGCACCACGCAGCGGCCAGCGGCUGCAUCUCCUGCUCGGAGAUCCUCUGUGAUUUCAAGGCUCCCUUGAACAUCAAGGACAAGGAUGGCUUCACGCCGCUGAUCCUUGCUGCCAAGAUGAACCACCCGGAGCUGUGCCGAUACCUGAUGCACCGCGGAGCUGCCGUCAACAGCCGCGACCAGCAGGGGAGGACAGCCUUGAUGCUGGCCUGUGAGAAUGGCAGUGUGGAGACCGUGGAGGUGCUGGUCAGUGGUGGUGCCCGGGUGGCCUUGGUGGACUCCACAGGUCAUGAUGCUGCUCACUACAGCCUGGCCACAGGCAAUGCUCUCAUCCAGCACUUCCUGCAGGAGGCUGCCCAGCGCCGCUCCUGGGCCAGUGAAGAGGAGUCAGUGGAGCAGACGUCCCAGACAUCUUCUCCCAGCCAGUCAUCUGUCAGGGACAAAAGCAGCACCCCGAGGAAGAGGAAGGCUCCUCUGCCUCCCUUGGGCACCUCCAGCCAGGAGGACCGGGACGCCUACGAGGAGAUCGUGAGGCUGCGGCAGGAACGGGCCCAGUUCCUGCAGAAGAUCCGGGGCUUGGAGCAGCAGGAGAAGCAGAGACGAGAGCGAGCAGAGCUGGAUGAGGGCUCCCUGCGCUCCAUGGAGAAGCAGAUCAAGGAGCUGGAGGAACGGCUGGCAGUGAGGGAUGGUGAGAAGGAGAGGCUGGGCAAGGAGGUGGAGGCUCUGAGGAGCCGCUUGUCCUCCCUGGAGAACGAGAAGGAGAACACAAGCUACGACAUUGAGACGCUGCAGGAUGAGGAGGGAGAUCCGCUCGAGUUUCCAGGGGCAGAGCUGCUGCUGUCCAAGAAGACGCUGAGCCCCUCGGCCGAGGAGCUGCUGGCCACGCUGCAGGGCCAGGUGCAGUCCCUCACCGUGCAGAACCAGGAGCUGCGGGAGAAGAUCCAGGUACUGGAGAACUUCGAGCGGGACGAGAGCAACCUGACCGCCCCGGGGGACAUGGUGCCUGCCAGCCUCUACAAGGCUCUGCAGCAGGAGCUGGAGCAGCUGCGGGCACAGUGCUCGGAGCUGCCGCGGGGCACGGGGGUGAGGGAGGAGGCCAGGGGGCAGCAGGAGGAGCAGAGCCGAGCCCCCGAGCAAGCCCUGAAGCAAACCACGGAGGGGAGCAUGGCCAAGGAGCCAGUCAGGAGUGAGGGCAAGGUGGGAGAGCUGCGGGUGCCCAAGACCUCCUCCUCCUCCUGUGAGCGGGAGGCCGGUGUCGAGCUGGUGGAGGCUCGGGCAGCCCUGCAGCAGGCCCAGGCGGCACUGAAGGAGAGGGAGCAGCAGGUGAAGGAGCUGCAGGCCCGUUUGGAGGCUGUGGAGCCGACAGCCUCCCCAGGGGCCUCCCUAGAAGAGAUGUCAAGGGAGAAGGAGGCUCUGCUGGAGCGGUGCAGCCGGGCAGAGGCUGAGGCAGAGGCCCUGCGGCGGGAGCUGGAGGCCAAGGGCAGGGACUGGCGAGUGGCGGGCAGCCCCCAGCCAGAGCCAGGGGCACUGGAGCGGAGGGUGGCAGAGCUGGCACGCCAGCACGAGGAGGCGACGGCCCAGCUGGGGCAGCUGCGGGAGACGCUGUGCCGCAGGGAGGCCGAGUUGGGCGGGCUGCGGGAGCAGCUGGCGGCACGGCCGGUGGCACGGCAGCAGCACGAGGAAGCCCUGGAGCGGCUGCGGCUGGCGCGGGCGCUGCGGGAGCAGGUGGCCAGGCUGGAGGCCGCGGCAGAGGCCAAGGAGUGCGAGGCCGCCCGGCUGGAGGCUGAGCUGGCGUCGGCCGUGCCACGGGCAGAGCACGAGGCGGCGCAGGAGGGGCUGAGGGCCGAGGCGGCGGCACUGGCCCAGCGGCUGAGUGAGCUGUCGAGGCGCCACGAGAAGACCUGCGAGGAGGUGUUCCGCGUCCAGCGCCAGGCGCUCUUCAUGAAGAGCGAGCGGCAGGCGGCCGAGGAGCGGCUGGCAGCUGCCCAGCAGCAGCUGGUGGAGGCGCAGGGCGAGGCGCGCAAGCUGCGGGAGCUCCACGGCCACGCCGAGGACUCGGCACGGCUGGUCAGGGACAGGGACAGGAAGAUCACUGAGCUCUCCAAGGAGGUCUUCAGGCUGAAGGAAGCCCUGAACGCCCUCCCCGAGUCCCGGGGACCAACGCAGUCACCCCCAGACAGUGCUGCACUCCAGGCCAGGAUCUGUGCACUGGAGGAGAAGCUGGUGGAGACAGAGAAGCGGCACAGCAAGGUGGUGACGCUGUACAGGAGCCACCUGCUCUAUGCAGUGCAGUCCCUUCCACCCCAGGGCCACAUGGAUGAGGAUGUGCAGAGGCUCCUCUGCCAGAUCCUGAAGAUGCAGCGGCUGCAGGAGCAGGGCCGGUGA
Molecule: messenger RNA, 2775 nt
Organism: Indicator indicator
Lineage: Eukaryota; Metazoa; Chordata; Aves; Piciformes; Indicatoridae
Gene: ANKRD24
Product: ankyrin repeat domain 24
Exons: 20
Coding region: 22-2775 (917 amino acids)
Molecular function (GO): actin binding
Source: RefSeq, a predicted model, not a curated record